This is a messenger RNA of Cucurbita pepo subsp. pepo (vegetable marrow), 5377 nucleotides long. The record is from RefSeq and is a predicted model, not a curated record. NCBI's taxonomy places the organism in Eukaryota, Viridiplantae, Streptophyta, Magnoliopsida, Cucurbitales, Cucurbitaceae.
CAUGAUGGUUGAGUGAAAACGCCUUGCUCUGCUGCUGUGGCCUAGUAGCUGAGUGAAAAGCUAAAAAGUAAGCCAAAAUUGGACGACCCAUUUGGAGAAAUCUUGCCAAAGCCGAGGGGAUUCUGUUCUUGAAGUUUUGAAUGAAUUAAUGUGUUGAUUAGAGGUUUGAUUUUGAUCAUAGCUUUUGUUUGCUUUUGCUUAACGUUCUUCACUGGAUGAUGAGAUAAUGAUGUACCCACUUUGAGAUAGGGAGAACAAGAGGGAGAUACUAAGAGGGGAUGCUUUUUUCUUUUUUCCACUGUCUGAUUAGUGAUCAUUGAUUCCAGUUGUUGUAAUUAUGGAGGAACCAACUGGGUUUAACCCUCUUUGAAUAAAAAUUCCCCUUCUCCACCAUCUUAUAAUUGAUUCCAGUUAAAUUCUGGCAUGAGCCAACUGGGUUUUUACCUCCGUUCACGUGAAGCAGAGGAAAAAGGAAAAAGGAAUCGACCCAUUUGAGAAAAAGGGUCAAUACUUCUCCCCAUCUCUUUACUAGUUCACGUAAUCGUUACCAAAAUAACGACUGGGUUUUAUCCAGUCUGUUGCCGCCAUGAUUCGUACGAAGAUUUUAGUCGAUUAACGCCAGUGAUUUCUAUGGAUUAAACUUCUACACAGGUCCAGAUUAAGGGUUCUGGGAUUGGAGGCCAGAACGGGGUUCUUUUGGGUCGUUGAAUAAUGAUUAGUUCAAGCGGAUUCUUACUCGAGUGCUGAUUUUGAUAAGAAGGGUCAGUGAAGAAUUGGUGGUAUUCCUUUAAUUUGUGGGUUUUCUUGUUGAAUUUGUAUUGUUGUGUUCCGGUGGAGGAGUUUUAUGUGGAGGGGUUGCUCUGGCGGAGCUGGGGUUUUGCUCAAGCUCUCAAGGUGCUUGCUGAGGAUGUCUGUGAGCUGCAAGUUUUCUACCUCCAAUGGAAAAUUUCCAGCUGGGUUUAAGCUGAAGAAGGCGAAGGAGUAUCUGUGUUUGUUAAAUUCCACCGGAAAAUGGAAGAAGAGGCUUCUCUGUCUUUGGAUUCUCGCUCUACUUAUACUUUUGAGCCGUUGGUUUUCCUUGCGUUCGUAUAAUGUAAAUAGUGGCACAAAACAGAAGACCUCGUACUUGUUCGACGAAGAAACUCGAACUUUUCUGCGGCAUUUCAAUGUAAGCAAGAAUCAGCUUCAAGCUUUAGCUUCCUUGUUAUCCGAAUCAGAUCGGAUAUCGGGGUGCACCAAUGAUUUUGGACCUGACACAUCAGAGUUGGAUGGAAUUGGCUGUGCUCAGAGGUUACUGUACUGGGAGCAAGAUUUGCACAAGCAGUAUGUAUGGGUUGAAGAAAGUGCAGAUUCCAAUGUUGGGCGGUGCCCAGUUCGAACUGAGAAGAUCCCUGAAAAUUCUGACCAAUUAUUCUCUGAGGACAUAACUGUUCCAUUUGCUACAGACUUAUCCAUCUCUUUACUUUCAAAUGGAAAUCAGCUUUGUGGAAAGAUAAUUGAACAAGCAGGACAGCUAAGAUGCCUUAUAAGAAAGCACUGGAAGAUUUUCUGUAGUUUAUUGAUUGGAUGUUUUUGGGUUCUUCUUGGACUGGUAGUGUUCCAGAAAGUAUCUGGUUUCCAGCUAAAAUUGUGGAACAAGAAACAUCCAAAGCCAAAUCAGCCAUUGGUUCAUCAACAGUGGGUCUUACUAAGGAGAAAACAGCAUCAAGUCAAAGAUUCUCCUAAAAGCGCUGGUAAAUGGCGGAAGGUGCUCUUAAGAAUAUUUAUCGUAGUUGGGAUCGUCGGGUCCAUUUGGUUAUUUUGGUACCUGAACCAGACAGCCAUUUUGAGAAGAGAAGAAACACUUGCAAACAUGUGUGAUGAGCGAGCCCGGAUGUUGCAGGACCAAUUUAACGUUAGCAUGAACCAUGUUCAUGCAUUGGCUGUUCUUACCUCUACUUUCCACCAUGGAAAACAGCCUUCUGCCAUUGAUCAGAAAACAUUUGGUGAAUAUACAGAAAGAACCGCCUUUGAAAGACCGCUGACUAGCGGUGUAGCUUAUGCUCUGAAAGUUAAUCACUCAGAAAGAGAGAAAUUUGAGAUGAUGCAUGGAUGGACGAUAAAGAAAAUGGAGACUGAGGACCAAACUCUUGUUCAAGAUUGUGAUCCAGAAAAUUUGGACCCUGCACCCAUUCAAGAUGAAUAUGCACCUGUCAUAUUUUCUCAAGAAACAGUCGCGCAUAUAGUUUCUAUCGACAUGAUGUCGGGAAAAGAGGACCGUGAGAACAUCUUGCGAGCUAGGGCGUCUGGGAAGGGAGUGCUUACAUCUCCUUUUAAACUUUUGAAAUCUAAUCACCUUGGAGUUGUUCUCACAUUUGCUGUCUAUAACACUGACCUCCCACCAGACGCUACUCCCGAGCAACGUAUUGAAGCUACUGUUGGUUAUCUAGGUGCAUCAUAUGAUAUCCCCUCACUGGUGGAAAAGCUUCUGCAUCAGCUUGCUAGCAAGCAGACAAUUGUUGUGAAUGUUUAUGAUACAACCAAUGAUUCUGCUCCGAUCAACAUGUACGGUUCUGAUUUUACCGAUACCGGGCUACUGCAUAUUAGUAAACUUGAUUUUGGGGAUCCAUUAAGAAGGCAUGAGAUGCAUUGUAGAUUCAAGCAUAAACCUCCACCUCCUUGGACGGCUAUCAAUUCAUCAGCUGGCGUCCUAAUCAUUACCUUGUUGGUUGGCCAUAUAUUUCAUGCAGCAAUAAGUCGGAUUGCAAAAGUGGAGAAUGACUAUCACGAGAUGAUGGGGCUUAAAAGUCGCGCCGAAGCUGCUGAUGUGGCAAAAUCACAGUUUCUGGCAACAGUUUCCCAUGAGAUCAGAACACCAAUGAAUGGUGUUUUAGGCAUGCUCAAAUUACUGAUGUACACUAACCUUGAUUCAAAGCAACUGGAUUUUGCCCAGACUGCCCACGAGAGUGGAAAAGAUCUGAUAUCACUCAUAAAUAAGGUUCUUGAUCAAGCUAAGAUGGAAUCAGGAAGGCUUGAACUUGAAUCUGUGCCCUUCGAUCUGCGUGCUAUACUUGAUAAUGUGAUCUCACCUUUUUCUCUCAAAUCUAAUGACAAGGGAAUUGAGUUGGCUGUUUAUGUCUCUGAUUUGGUGCCUGAAGUUGUCAUUGGUGACCCUGGACGCUUUCGUCAAAUAAUUACUCAUCUUGUUGGAAAUUCACUCAAGUUUACUCAUAAAAGGGGACACAUAUUAGUCUCGGUGCAUCUGGCUGACGAGGUGAGAGGUCCAGUUGAUUUUAUGGACAUUGUUCUUAAACAAGGCACAUAUGUAGUUGGAGAUACAUCAAACAAUAGUUGUACUACAUUCAGUGGGUUACCUGUGGUGGAUAGAUGGAAAAGCUGGGAGAAAUUCAAAAAGUUCAGCAGGACGGAUGCGGUGGAGGAACCCAAAACAAUUAGAAUACUCGUGACCGUAGAGGAUACAGGUGUAGGAAUUCCCCACGAUGCACAAAACCGAGUAUUCAUGCCUUUUAUGCAGGCAGAUAGUUCCACAUCUCGGACGUAUGGUGGCACGGGAAUAGGAUUGAGUAUUAGCAAACAUUUGGUGGAUCUCAUGGAUGGGGAGAUUGGGUUUGUGAGUGAACCUGGUAUUGGUAGCACAUUUUCUUUUACGGUUUCUUUCCAGAAAGGGGAAAUUAGUUCUUUGGAUACCAGACAGCCGCACUGUGAUCUGGGUGUUGUCGAUUUCCAGGGGCUAAGAGCGUUAAUAAUUGAUAAUAGCUGCGUUCGAGCAGAGGUCACGAGAUAUCAUCUUCAGAGGCUGGGGAUCUCUGUUGAUAUUACUCUGAGUGCAGAGUCUGCUUAUCAAUAUCUAUCCAAUGCCUCCAACACAAGAGCAUCAACACAACUGGCCAUGAUUCUUAUAGACAAAGACAUUUGGGACAAGAAAGAGGGUCUCAAGUUCCAUCUUUUGUUUAAAGAGCAUGUGAAUGGUCCAAAACUCUUUCUCUUGGCAUCCCCCAAAAGCUCCAAUGAGCAAUAUGAACUUAGAUCUUCUGGCCAUGUAAAUAAUGUGUUAAGUAAACCUCUUCAGUUAAACGUGUUGGUCAGUUGCUUCCGUGAAGUCUUCGGGAUCGAGAAGAGGAAUCAAGUAAUUAUUAAACGACCAUCGACUCUUGGAAAUCUGCUGAAAGAAAAGCAUAUCCUGGUUGUGGAUGACAAUGCUGUAAACAGAAAGGUGGCCGAAGGCGCCCUAAAGAAAUAUGGAGCUGUUGUAACUUGUGUAGAACGUGGAACGGAUGCUGUGGCUCUCCUCAACCCUCCACACAACUUUGAUGCUUGCUUCAUGGACCUCCAGAUGCCUGAGAUGGAUGGGUAUGAAGCUACAAGACGGGUCCGUGCUGUAGAAAGUGGCGUGAACGCGAAAAUUUCAUCUGGGGAAGUGUCAAAUGAGGAUAAUAAGGUCCAUUGGCACACACCAAUAUUUGCUAUGACGGCAGAUUUAAUUCAGGCUAUGAAUGAAGAGUGCGUGAAGUGUGGGAUGGAUGGUUAUGUAGCUAAGCCAUUCGAAGAGGAGCAGCUUUAUUCGACUGUAGCACGUUUUCUUGAAACUGCUUGACACAAUGCUGCACAUAGCGGCAAUAACCGUUCCUUACCUCUCUGACCCGAAGCUCGUCGCUCUUAUGCAAGGAUGGAUGGCUCCAGAUUAUGGCUGCCCAUCUUCUGACUACUCUAUCCAGCUAUCGGAUGGUGGAUGGAGCUAACCUGGUCGUGUCCUUCUCAUCUGUUAAUUUGUGGAAUGACAACCAUGAUUAGGUAGUGUUAGCAGUGGGUGUAGGCUGUUGGGGGAAAAGCGAGCAAACGAUGGAUGAUCCAUGGAUUUGCAUUAUGCCAUGUCCCUCCAAUGGCCAUAAACUAACAAAUGGCUUCCUAGAUGGCCCUUGACUGCUUGUCAAGUAGACUCGAACGUUAUGAUUUGCCGAAAUUACUCGUUUAUGAACCCUGAAGACUUUUAUCUCCUCCGAGAUGGCCCUUAUCGAAUUCCUCCCUCGUCGUGCAUUGGAAUGAUAGAAUCUUCACCUUUUUCCGAGCCGACUAUGAUUGAUUCGACAUUUUUCACUAGUUGUAUGUAUCCUGAUAGAUAUAACAAAAUACCAAGUAUAGACAUUUGAAAGAGUAUUGUAUAUUCCCAUGUAUACAAGAAUUUGUCUGCUUACAAAUUCUCGAAAUGUCUCGUGGAAGGUCGAUGGUUUCAUUUUGAAGCUAUAUAAAAUUAUGUAUGUUCUAUAUGUAAAGGAGAUUUGAAAAAUUGAGUAAGAAGAGCAUUUUUGCUUUUCUUACCGUACAUACUUGGUUAUAUCAUAUAAAACUAUGUAUAGUAAAUUGAACAUGUACUUUUGCA